This is a messenger RNA of Syzygium oleosum, 2720 nucleotides long. RefSeq lists its product as uncharacterized. Lineage: Eukaryota; Viridiplantae; Streptophyta; Magnoliopsida; Myrtales; Myrtaceae. The record is from RefSeq and is a predicted model, not a curated record. The transcript has 6 exons. The coding region runs from base 801 to 2720 and encodes 639 amino acids. Gene Ontology annotation, molecular function: protein binding.
CAACUUAACUUGGUAAAGACUCAACUUGAUCAUGAUGUCAAAGGAUGGAAUGAACUCUAUAGUAAGAAAGAGGGACAGAGUCAUUGUAAAGUAAUGAUUUCAUCACUAGGGAGUGAACCUAAUGAUCUGUGGCACUAGAACCCGGGGUUACUUGCCCACUAGUAUAGGGGUCUAGCUUAUAUUCCGAAACAUAAACUUUUCUACACUCAAGUAAUCCAACCGCUAUAAAGUGGAAAAAAAGAUAUGCUUGCUUGUUGUAAUUGUAGAGGCUCGCCUUCAGUUUAAGGCAGGUACCUGUAUAUAAGGAAGGAGUGGACUCCCCCCAAGGGAGACUAAAACUCUUUAAUUGCUGAAUAUCUUACCCAUUUUUGCAUUCUCCGUUUACAUCGUUGUUGAAAAACUCUAACCAGGAGAGCAACCCAAUGGCGGCGCAGUCAAGUGAUGGAUCAAGAAAAUCGGAUCAAGCAGAACAACCUGCAGGUACAUGUUGCAUGUUCCAACCGAGAAAAAAAUAGAUAAAAGUGAUGCCGUCUUAAAACAUGCUGGAACUUUUAUUUUAUCAUGGUUCUUUGUCUUUGCUUUAUCAUCGAAUAGACAUAACCCUGACCUUGGCUAGGAAAAAGAGAAAAGAUAAAAAUAAUCAGUAUGUGAAGGAUUUUGUGCUCACUCUUUCUCCUACAUAUAUUGAAGAUGUUUGUGUAAGCGUUGGAUUAGCCCCUUCUGAAUCCGGAGGUGCUCCAGGUGCGUUAUCCCUCAAAAGAGUAAUUUCAGAGUGAAAUUACUAUCAGGGACGGAUCUUCAUGAAAUUGUUCUUUUCUGGGACACUUCUCAAUGUCUGCAAGGAAAACGUAUUAACAAAAUGGCCUGAAAAGUUUUCAUCUAUUGCAGAAAUAUCGAAUGAGGAAGUGGACGGAUGCUAUUACCGACCAUUGUUGCGAGCUGCAUUCAAGGGUGAUUGGGAAUCUGCUAAAAGAUUUUUGGAAAUAGAUCCUGCUUCAAAGACGGCCAAAAUAACAAGCAGAUCAGAGACAGUGCUUCAUAUAGCCGCGUUGAAUGCACAAGACCAAUUUGUUGAGAACCUGAUUGAGGUCUUGUUUCAAUAUCCGGAAGCGCUUGAAAUGGUUGAUUGUGAUGGCCGCACAGCCCUCCACAUUGCUGUCCUGUGUGGAAGGAUAAGGCUUGUCAAGGCAUUAGUUAGAAGUAAUCCUAAGUUGACGCAACUUCCAGAUAAUGAAGGACGUCUUCCUUUGGACAUAUCUGCUCGGGAAGCUUGCAUGCAUAAGGAGAUUGCCUGGUUCCUGGCGAAAUAUACAACAGACGAUGGGCCAAGUCAUCCCUUCAGCAGUCCCUAUGCGAUCCGGACCAUUAUAGGUCUCGCCUUCGCUGGUCAUUAUGAUAUCAUCCUUCAUCUAGUUCAGCGGUACCCUCACUUUCUUACCAUGAAAGGCGGAAGCUAUGGAGAUUUAUCCAUAAUGGGCAUGUUGGCAAGGAACGAGUCUCACUUUCCAAGCGGAACCAGGCUGACUAUCUUGGAAGCAUUGAUAUAUACAUGUACUUCGGUGGACUUGAACUACAAACCAAUCGAUGAAAGUUCAGAGGAUCCGCCGCUUCAAUGUCUUAGAAGGUCACUUUGGAAUGCUGCCAAAAUUGUAGUUCCUACAAUCAAGAGGAUUCAUGAGGUGAAGUUGAGACAUGUGGCGUCGGUUGAGUUGGCAAAACAAGUUUGCAUUGCAAUCUCUCAUAUGACAACUCCGGAAAUUACCAAAUUUUUCGAAGAGGAGGAACUGCUUGCUCGAGCUAUAUCCAGGGGAAUCCCUGAACUUGUGAAGCUAUGGAUUGAGUUUUUCCCGGAACUUAUGCAGCUUCGGGCUGAUGGUGAAACGUUGAGGACAAUUGCUGUGGAGUAUCGCCAAGAAAGCAUCCUGAGACUCUUUCUGAAGGGAAGCUCAACCAAUGAGUUGUCAUUCAUUCCAGCGCCCACACCGAGUGAAUCAUGGAUGAUUAUGGUCGCAGCCACAAAGUACAAACCUAAUUUGGGUGGUGUAAAUAAAGUCUCCGGAGCAGCUUUUAAAAUGCAAAAAGAACUCCAAUGGUUUAAGGCUAUGGAAAUGUGUAUUAUGCCUGACGUGAGAACCGCCAUUAAUAAUGGGAAAACAUGUUGGGAAUUAUUCAUGGAGAAGCACGAACAGUUGCUCAAGGAUGGAGAGAAGUGGGUGAAGGAGACAGCAAAUUCAUGUAUGCUCGUCUCAACUCUAAUUGCCACAGUAUUGUUCGCUGCUGCUUUCACUGUGCCUGGAGGGAAUAACGGAAAUACUGGAGUUCCAUUGUUGUUAGGAGAGGACUCUCUUCUGGUUUUCGCAAUUUCGGAUGCGUUAGGUUUGUUCUCCUCCGUGAUGGCCAUCAUGUUAUUCCUAGCCAUCUUAACUUCGCAUUAUGAGUGGGAAGAUUUUCUUCACUCGUUGCCUAAGAAGAUCAUAAUGGGGCUUUCUUUUCUCAUUCUCUCCUUGGCUUUCAUGCUGGUGGCCUUUGCUGCAACUCUCACAAUUGUGCUGGACAAGAGACUGGAAUGGGUUUUCAUUCCCAUAACUUUGUUGGCCUCUCUGACCGUGUUUUUAUUCUUAGGACUACAGCUUCCCCUGCUAUUCCGAAUGGUUAAAUCCACUUAUGGGCCUAGCAUUUUUCGUCCCACUGGGCAUUCAGAAGUGAGGCAUAAUAAUUGA